CUCUGUGCUGAGAGGCCCUUGGGGCAGUGAGUGACUCAGAGGAGGCCUAGGGAGGGAGCUGGACAAAGGGACUUUCCUGGGCGUGAGAGAGGCUGCUUCUCUGAAACACUUUUCCUCACAACUGUCCUCCCCGCAGGGCACAGCCCCUGGAAUCCUGAGCUGCCAUGGGCUACCCCAAGACGUCCAGAGAAGACAAUGAACGUUGGAAGAUCCUAUUUCACAACACUUUAGACCGAUGGCUUGAUGGUAUCGAAGUUCAACCCCAAGGAGAGGGACAGGUCGAUUUAUGCCUAGAAGACCUGGAGGACAAAUUGAGUGAAAACUUUCUUGACGCCGUGGAGGAGCACCAUCGGAAGAACAACUCAGAAUCUGCUCCUUUACUUCCUGACAUGAAGUCCGAGUUACGUCGCAGAGCUCAGAAGUCCUCUGUCCCCAACCCUGAACCUGAGGGUCCAGGGAUCCUGGAAGUUGAGGCUCCAGAGGCACCCGAGCCUGAAGAAAGCUUUUGGGUCAGAGCAUGGAGGUCGUUCAUGGGGAUGCUACAGCGACUGAAGCAGAGGUUGCAGGCUGUACUGGCCUGGGUGCGAGAGAAGGUGGCUGCUGGCUGGCAGGCCCUUUGCAGUGUGGCCCAGUUCAUUAAUAGUCUGCUUGAGAGUUUCUGCUCCUAUAUGGCUGGGUUGUUUAGGUACCACAUCCAGGUCUAGGGGGCCCCAUGGGGUCCAGGAGGGGUAGCCACACCUUGCAGCCCUUUGACAUCCCCCUUUUCACAGAGAACCUUCAGAAGUGACCUUUGCCACCUGCCUACCCUUGACCUGUCCUUGACCACCUCCCUCACCGCCUUGCUGUGCACAGCCUGGCCACCCUGCCCACCAUGUACUUCCUGCUCAGGUUUCCUUCUGCAGGUCUGACUUGUGGCUGCAGCCCGUAUGUCUUAAUAAAGUUGUUGAACCAAA
Equus quagga is the source of this 953-nucleotide messenger RNA. RefSeq names its product interleukin-32-like. Gene Ontology annotation, biological process: immune response. Bases 165 to 704 code for a protein of 179 amino acids. Lineage: Eukaryota; Metazoa; Chordata; Mammalia; Perissodactyla; Equidae. The record is from RefSeq and is a predicted model, not a curated record. The transcript has 6 exons.